This is a messenger RNA of Suricata suricatta (meerkat), 1553 nucleotides long. It is a transcript of the gene PLIN1, whose product is annotated as perilipin 1. Gene Ontology annotation, cellular component: lipid droplet. Lineage: Eukaryota; Metazoa; Chordata; Mammalia; Carnivora; Herpestidae. The transcript has 9 exons. The record is from RefSeq and is a predicted model, not a curated record. Gene Ontology annotation, biological process: lipid metabolic process. The coding region runs from base 150 to 1553 and encodes 467 amino acids.
CUAAUCAGAAAGCCUUCUGUUGAGGGAGCUGGGUCCCCAGGCAGCCUGGGCCGUGGCAGUGGCCAUCAGAGGUAGGGGACUGACCCUGCGAGUCUCAAGCUGAGAGCUUUCUCAUGGACCUGGGACUCUGCAUUGCAGCGUGAAGAGCUAUGACGGCAGUCAACAAGGGCCCGGCCUUGCCAGAUGGAGACCUCCCAGAGCAGGAGAACGUCCUGCAGCGGGUCCUGCAGCUGCCGGUGGUGAGCGGCACCUGCGAGUGCUUCCAGAAGACCUACACCAGCACCAAGGAAGCCCACCCCCUGCUGGGCUCUGUGUGCAAUGCCUACGAGAAGGGCGUGCAGGGCGCCAGCAGCCUGGCGGCCUGGAGCAUGGAGCCGGUGGUCCGCAGGCUGUCCACCCAGUUCACAGCAGCCAACGAGCUGGCCUGCCGAGGCCUGGACCACCUGGAGGAAAAGAUCCCAGCCCUCCAGUACCCUCCUGAAAAGAUCGCCUCUGAGCUGAAGGACACCAUCUCCACCCGCCUCCGCAGCGCCAGGAAUAGCAUCAGCGUUCCCAUCGCCAGCACCUCGGACAAGGUCCUGGGGGCCGCCCUGGCCAGCUGCGAGCUCGCCUGGGGGGUGGCCAAAGACACGGCCGAGUAUGCUGCCAGCACCCGAGCCGGCCGGCUGGCCUCCGGAGGGGCCGACCUGGCCCUGGGGAGCGUCGAGAAGGUGGUAGAGUACCUCCUCCCCUCAGCCAAGGAAGAGUCAGCCCCUGCUCCAGGACGCCAGCCGGCCCAGAAGCCUCCCAAAGGCCAGCGGAGCCUCGGGAGCAGGGUUGGGGCCCUGGCCAGCACCCUGUCCCAGCACACCUUGCAGACCACAGCCCGGGUGCUGAAGCAGGGCCAUGCCCUGGCCAUGUGGAUCCCAGGUGUGGCGCCCCUGAGUAGUCUGGCCCAGUGGGGCGCGUCAGCCGCCUUGCAGCUGGUGUCCUGGCGGGGGAGUGAGGUGCGGGUGCCCUGGCUGCACGGCCUCGCCGCCGCCCAGGAGGAGGACUGCGGUGACCACGCGGACACAGACGGAGAGGAGACAGAGGAGGAGGAGGAGGAGGAAGAGGAGUCCGACACCGAGGAGAGCAGGCUCAACGAGGUAGCGGCCCUGCCCGGCCCACAAGGGCUCCUGGGCAGCGUGGCCCACACCGUGCAGAAGGCCCUCCAGAGCACCGUGUCAGCCGUGAUGUGGGCGCCCUCGGCUGUGCUGGGCUCGGCAGCCCGGCUGCUGCACCUCGCCCCGGCCCCUGCUGUCUCCUCCACCAAGGGGAGGGCCAUGUCCCUGUCGGAUGCCCUGAAGGGUGUCACUGACAACGUGGUGGACACGGUGGUGCACUACGUGCCGCUCCCCAGGCUGUCGCUGAUGGAGCCCGAGAGCGAAUUCCGGGACAUCGAUAACCCGCCGGCCGAGGCCGAGCUGAGCCCCACCUGCGCGCUGCAGCGCCACCUGCUGGCUCACAGCCACGUUUCCGUUUGCAUCCUCGCAGCCUUCCCCCGGCAGGAUCACCCUUCCAAGGCCUUUUAG